This is a messenger RNA of Astrephomene gubernaculifera, 2081 nucleotides long. Lineage: Eukaryota; Viridiplantae; Chlorophyta; Chlorophyceae; Chlamydomonadales; Astrephomenaceae. The record is from the annotation of a GenBank genome assembly.
CUGAGCUGUUUUUGCUUAGGUAGAUAUAUCUGCGUUUCGGUCAACUUGCACUCGACAAAGCCUGUUUGCUUUCCUCAUUAAUCGUAACGCUUUUGUUAUCUGUCCGAACGAUUUCCACGCUGUCGGCGAACAUAGAUAAAAGGCAUGUCCUAGAGCUGGAAGGACUUUAAGCAGCAGCAUGGGCUCAGACGCGGCGUACCCGCCUCCGCCAACGGGGUCGGGGGAGGGCGAGUCCCAGGAUCUGUGGUAUGUAGGAGCUAUAAUUAACGUGAUUGGCAGCAUAGCGAUCAACCUUGGAACGAACCUCAUGAAGCUGGGGCACAACAAGCGGGCCAAGGUGGAUUUGCCGGAUGACCAGAAACCCCCAGUACGGAAGUUUAAGGAAUGGGUUAUCGGCAUGUCAUUCUUCUCUGUGGGCAACAUCCUGAACUUUGUCUCCUUCGGCUUCGCUGCCCAGUCGCUGCUGGCCGCCCUGGGCAGCAUCCAGUUCGUGUCAAACGUCAUCUUCGCGUCCUUUGUGCUUCACGAGCGGAUCAACCGCAUGAUCCUGAUCGCCACCACCUGCAUCGUGGGCGGCUGCAUCCUGCUGGUGGUGUUCGGCAACCAGAGCUCAGCAACAUACACCGUGAAGCAGCUCACGGAGCUCUACACCAAGGCCGGCUACGUGACCUACCUGAGCCUGCUGGGCGUGGGUGUGGUGGGGGGCUAUCUGCUGUACCUGAAGGGGCAGAAGGUGGUCAACAAAACGGGUCCGCGGGGGUUCUGGUACGCCAUCCUGCCAGUGGCCUACUCGGUGUUCUCGGCGCUCAUAGGGACGCAGAGUGUGCUGUUCAGCAAGAGCAUGUCCGUCAUCCUGCGCCUCACCUUCAGCGGGGAGAACCAGCUGGGCAACUGGUACACCUGGCUGGUGCUGCCGCUGUUCUUCCUGACGGCAGUAUUCUGGAUCACCCGACUCAACAAGGGUCUGCGCAUGUUCCCCGCCAUGAUCAUCGUGCCGGUGAUGCAGAUCUCUUGGACGCUCUUCUCCAUCAUCUCCGGCAUGCUCUACUUCCAGGAGUACGCCGACUUCACGCCGCUCAAGUCCGUCAUGUUCCCAAUCGGCGUGCUGGUUGUCUUCGUGGGCGUGUUCCUGCUGACCCAGAGCGCUUCCUCCAAGCAAGCAUCCUACCAGAAGAUGGAGGAGGAGGCGGCAGCCAAGGCCGCCAAGCAGGACGCAGCAAACUCGGCGUUUGGGUCCAGCACGCUCGGCGAGGGCAAGCUGGCGGGCCGAGAGGACAGCGUGGACCUGCGCCGCCCCGAGGGCGCGGCGCUGCCGGUUGAGGCGGCUGCCCGGUCCGAGCUGUCCGACGAUGCCGACCGUGAGGUACAAGCGGUCGCCACAUCCUCGCCACAAGCUAAGGCAUACCACCCUGCGUCGAGGACAGAAGCCGAGGUGGAGGGCGCGCGCGCUGCGCUGCCCGGCAGCGCCACCAAGCAGGCGCCGCUGGAUGACCAGACGGACCGCAAAUCCAUGCUGGAUGACAUGAAGCGGCGCAUCCGGAGCGUGCAGGAUCGACUCAACCAUGACCUGGUGGACGUGAAGACGCGCGAGGGUGUACGACUAGCCAUGGGGCUGGGCGACAGCAGCAUCCCCGCCAUCAGCCUCUUUGCGAUGCCCAUGAUGCUGGACUAUGCGAAGGCGGUGAACCCCUCUGGCCGCUUCUCCAACUCGCUCUUGUCGCCGGUGAUGAGUUCAAAAGAGGAGAUCAGCGGCAGCCGGGAUGCAAGCCAUGGAAGCAAUGCGGUCGUAGAGGACUUGGAGGCGCGCAGGUCCGCGGCCAGUCUGACGUUGGGGCGACCAGCGGCGGAGCUGGUGCAUCCCUCCGCCGACAGCAGCCCCGCCAUCAUACGCUCGGGCUCAGCACCCGCCAGCCCCCGACUGGGGCAGACGGGGCUGGGUCGGUCCAUCAUUGACCGCGCGGAACGGGCUGCCAAGACCGGCAUCCAGGCGAUCAAGAAGGCGCCCAGCAACCUGCAGAAAGCGGUGCGGGACAAGCAGGGGUACGGGUCGUUGCAUGAGGAUGAGGAGACGGGGUUGUUAG